This is a messenger RNA of Cololabis saira (Pacific saury), 4736 nucleotides long. RefSeq names its product leucine rich repeat containing 4Ba (gene lrrc4ba). Gene Ontology annotation, molecular function: protein binding. Bases 410 to 2611 code for a protein of 733 amino acids. Lineage: Eukaryota; Metazoa; Chordata; Actinopteri; Beloniformes; Belonidae. Gene Ontology annotation, cellular component: plasma membrane. The transcript has 3 exons. The record is from RefSeq and is a predicted model, not a curated record.
AGAGGAGACAGCGUCGGCGGCGGCAGCUCUGCAGUGGAAUACGCUGAAAUGCGCGGAGAGGUGGGAACUCCGUGCUGAGCAGGACGCGCUCCGGGACUUUGACCGACGACCGCAGCAUCAUGAGAUGAGAGCCACUCCUGGGUUCUUCUCACUUCACAAAGAGCAUCACUCAAACCCCCCGACAACGCAAGGAAAAAGAAAAGGGAAUAACAUCUAUUUAUCUGUGUUCAAAAAACAAGAGAAGAAAGGAAGAGAUCGGCAGAGGACAAAAACAUCUCCGAGGAUGUGGAAUUAGAAAGAACAAACUUCCACUGGGCGACCGAAAGGGAACGUAAAGCAGAAAUCCACCAGUGUGGAGAAGCGUCACUUGUACCUCCGGAUUAAAGAGCAGGGUCAUGUCCCAGUUGCCAUGCGCAUCGCCACGCUGACCUGCUGUCCCGGCCCUUCCCCCCUCCUCUUUCUAUUGGCCCAGCUGCUACUGCGGCUCCUCCUCCCGGGGCAGGAGUUAGUGGGAGCCGCCUCUUCUUGCCCGACGCUCUGCACGUGCUCCAACCAGGCCAGCCGAGUCAUCUGCACCAGGCAGAACCUGGAGGACGUCCCCGAGAGCAUAUCGGUCAACACGCGAUACCUCAACCUGCAGGAGAACUCGAUACAGGUCAUCAAGUCAGAUACGUUCAAGCACCUGAGGCACCUUGAAAUCCUUCAGCUAUCCAAGAAUCAGAUACGUCAGAUCGAAGUCGGAGCAUUCAAUGGCCUCCCAAACCUCAACACACUGGAACUCUUUGACAACCGCCUCACACUGGUGCCAUCACAUGCCUUUGAGUACCUCAGCAAACUGCGAGAGCUGUGGCUGCGCAACAACCCCAUUGAGACCCUACCAGGCUAUGCCUUCCACCGUGUGCCCUCGCUACGUCGUCUGGACUUGGGUGAACUCAAGAAGUUGGAUUUCAUCUCUGAUGCAGCCUUUGUGGGCCUCGUCAAUCUACGGUACUUGAACUUGGGCAUGUGUGGACUGAAGGACAUUCCCAAACUUACAGCCCUUGUACGUUUGGAAGAGCUGGAACUAUCAGGAAAUCGAUUGGAGAUCAUCCGUCCUGGUUCUUUCCAGGGCCUGGAGUAUCUUCGCAAGUUGUGGUUAAUGCACUCGCAGGUGUCUGUCAUUGAACGCAAUGCAUUUGAUGACCUGAAAAACCUGGAGGAGCUCAACCUGUCCCAUAAUUCCCUUCACUCUCUGCCCCAUGAUCUCUUCACACCCCUUCACAAGUUGGAGAGGGUACAUCUCAACCACAACCCCUGGGUCUGCAACUGUGAUGUGCUUUGGCUUAGCUGGUGGUUGAAGGAGACAGUACCCAGCAACACCACCUGCUGUGCCCGCUGCCACGCUCCCCCAUUCUUGAAAGGCAAGUACAUUGGAGAGCUUGACCAGAGCCACUUUACUUGCUUCGCGCCUGUCAUCGUGGAACCCCCUACUGACCUCAACGUCACUGAGGGUAUGGCUGCGGAGCUCAAGUGUCGCACAAGCACAUCUACAACGUCUGUCAACUGGAUUACCCCCAAUGGCACGCUAAUGACCCAUGGUUCCUACCGGGUCCGGAUAUCCGUUUUGCAUGACGGCACACUCAACUUCACAAAUGUCACCCUACGAGACACCGGCCAGUACACCUGCAUGGUAACCAACGCUGCUGGUAACACCACGGCUACCGCUGUCCUCAAUGUUACCGCUGCUGAUGUAAGCGUCAAUUACACCUACUUUACAACAGUAACCGUGGAAACAGUCGAGGCUGGAAGAGGGAAUGAGUACGCUUUGGUUGCCUUCAAUGAGACUUUUAUCCGGGUUCACCCUGGUCCCACUCCUUCGGACCUUUGGCCUGAUGGAAUUUCAACCACAGAUCCCUCCCUGCCUCCUGGCUGGCCCUCGUCCUCGCCUCAUGCAACUCGACCCACCUUUACUGUGCCGAUCACUGAACCGGGCUUCUCGGGCCUGGACGAUGUGAUGAAGACCACCAAGAUCAUCAUCGGCUGCUUCGUAGCCAUUACCUUCAUGGCAGCGGUGAUGCUUGUGGUGUUCUACAAGCUGAGGAAGCAGCACCAGCUGCAUAAACAUCACGGCCCUGCUCGCGCCAUCGAAAUCAUUAAUGUGGAGGAUGAGCUGGGCCCCGGGGCCAGUAGCCGAGGCAGUGGCAUCUCUGGCGGCUCUACCAUGUCGCAGAGUGGAAGCAGUGGACUUGGAGGGGGCCAGAGCCUGAGGCUGCACCACCCCGAAAUAGUCAACUUACCUAACCUGGCUCGAUCGGACCACCUCAACCACUACUACAAAACCCAUCACUUUAACAACAACAUGAUGGGCCUGGGCCUGGGCACGGGCACAUGUAUGGGCCUUAAUAACAACAACAACCCCUCAUUGUGCUCUCAAUCACAGACCAUAUCCUGCUCCCAGAUUCCAACCACCACGAGUGGGGGGUUACCCACAGGGUGCACCCUGCCUUCACCCGUACCCCUUCCCCAGUUGGGCCUACACAGUUCUCUGAAAGGCCUAAAGGGAAAGGGCCAGAAUGAGCCUUUACUUUUUAAGGGUGGCUCAAAGGAAAAUGUGCAAGAGACUCAAAUCUGAGUAGUGAAGUGAAGGUAUGAGAAAGUAUAAGGUAAGAAGAAGGGGGAUUCUGGAUAGAGACACUGAUAUUAAAAGCACCUGUGAAGAGACUGAAUGUAGCCACCAUGUCGUGGCGUGAAUCUGUUGACAUGGAGAAGCAGACAGGAAGACAGUACACUAGUCCCACCAAUAGCAUUUGCACAUGGUCUAAACCACAAACAUCAGAAUCACCCAUUAUGUGCAAAAGGCUAUGGAUUUUACCGAAGCCUAAGAUCAAGCCAAUCUUUUUCACGUAGUGGACAGUUGUGAACAAUACAUAUGUGCAAUGAGCCCCCCUCUAGGUUGUAUACAGAUUGCUUCUUAUAUUUCUUGAUGCAUUCAGUAUAUAUACAGUAUUUGGAGGGACACACAAUAUCCGCCACUGAACAUCAUGUUAGAUUAGCGUUUGGCAGGGACAGUGAAUAACAAACAAUGAUCAUUUGUUAGCAGUGGGGGUCCAGGUUUCCAGGAAGCACUGAAACACACAGGUGGUAACAUUAGAACAGAGUGGUGAUGCUGUCCAGAACAUCAUAGCAAGAAAAGUGUUUCUUUGGGAGUGGUUUUCCCCUCACUUUUCCUCUCGUUCACCCUUUACUGGCUACUGUCUUCUUCGAAGGAGAAAAGCAGCAGAGUGAGCCGUCAUGGGUGAAGAAAAUCCUGAGGGAUUUAAGACAAGGAGAGAUAUAAAGAGGACUGGACAUACAUAUUAUAUAUACCGUAAAUAUAUUUUCAUUCAAAGAAAUAAAUUAUAAAGAAUCUUUAUUGAGCUUCUGACUGAAAAACUACAAUGUCUGAAAAAUAUAUACAUAUUAAAAAAAAAAAAAAAAAAAAAAAAAAAAAAAAUCCUGCGCAGCUGUUUCGGUGGCCCCUUCUUGUUGAGUUUUCUCAAUUUGGAGCGAAACAGCCCCCCUGACUGCUCUUCAUGAGGACACAUGACGGAGAGUUGGCAUCCGUGGAGCCAAAACACGAGCCUGGUGAAGUGUUUGAGUACAUUUAUUUUGGUCUUGACAUUUUUGCAGCAACAAAAGUUGUUUUCCCUCUCAGUCACACAAACAGGGUCAUUUGAGGGAGAAGCUCUUUAAACUCUGCUGCAAAAAUACAAAAAACAUGACUAUUGCUUUUUGUCUAAUGGUAUGCAGUGGCACUGUAGUAUUAAUAAUAAAGAUCAUAAUGUGAUUAAUGAAAAUAAACUUGACUUUAUUUGUCAUGAUUGUCAUUUAAUGAUUGAAUGAUUGACAAUAUGUCGUAAUGAUUUACUGUACAUUCACUAAACCGCUGCACAUGCCAAUUCAAGCAUGUACAUCCAAAUUUCCUGAAAAAAUUAAUCUCCAACAUAUGAUUUAAGAUCUUGAUUAUGAUAUAAUACAUUAUUUUUACUCAUGUGACUAUUAUUGCUACUACUAGUGCCUACAGGUACCAGACAAGUUACUGUUUUAAUUUGUUUAUGACGAUGAAGUUAUGACUGAACCUGUUGUAGGAAUGAACUGCAGUAGGAUGGACGCGAAGAGCCACAAAGCAACCUCUACGUGCAUCGGGGGGGGGGGACACGGACGACACAUGACCCUCAAAAUGGCUUUGUCAAGUCCAUUUCUCACUGACUCCUCUGAGGUCUCGAGCAGUCAGGGACCCUCGUGUUAUCAGGCAUUAAUUACAGGACAUGAACUUCUGUGGAAGACUGCACCUUUGCAGAGGAUUAUUUCACAGCCGUGUGUCGGUGUUAUCAUGUGUGAGUGGAUUUGAUGGCGGCAUUGAGCUAAGUGGACAACCGGCAUUGCAGAACGUUUUUAAAGCUAUGCAGUGCUCGUCCCCGGAAGAAGAUGGUGACACAAUAGAGUAAACGGAGGUGGGUGAGUUUUUUUCUAAAGAAAAAGGACAUUUAAAUGAAAAAAUAUAGAACCUUAUAGAUCUCUUUUAAAAAAAGACAAACUAUUAUGAUGAGUGUUUUUCAUUUUUGGUUUUUAUCUAGUUUGAUUAUUUUUUUUGUUUUUUUAAAUCACGUGUUAUCUUUAUUGUAAUAUUGUUAUUGUUAUUAUAAUUAGCUAAAGACACUGGUUAUAAUUAUGAGAGCUGUUCUGUUAGCAAAGGUCACUUUGAAAAUUAAAAAAAC